Molecule: messenger RNA, 3607 nt
Organism: Aspergillus welwitschiae
Lineage: Eukaryota; Fungi; Ascomycota; Eurotiomycetes; Eurotiales; Aspergillaceae
Product: putative nitrate reductase
Exons: 4
Coding region: 267-3479 (1070 amino acids)
Molecular function (GO): oxidoreductase activity; molybdenum ion binding
Source: RefSeq, a predicted model, not a curated record
GGGGCUAAUGUCAUAGGUGUUUGUGCGUCAUAUCUUCCACCGAGGAUAUCACAGAUCUCCGCGGAGAUGUUAUUGUAUCGAAUCAUUCUUGAAUCACAAGGCCUCAGCACGGUAGGACCCAAACAUUGACCAAAGCUGAAAGCCAUGUUUCGACCCUUUUGCAUAAACCUCCCUCGUUUGCCUCGAAGGCCCAGCAAUUGCAGCUGGAGUUUAUCGGGUACCAAACCAAGUAAUAGUGUUGCCGCUUUUGAAGCAGCAGUGAGACCAUGCCCGGCAAUACGCAAGUUUACCAAGUGGCCCAGCACCCCGGCUCAUCACGGGCGGAGAUCGAGAAUGAACCGGACUGGGAGCUUCAUUCUCGUGAACACCGACUGGGUUAUCGUAACGCCAGCGGCAGAUAUGCAGGGAUAACCCACAUUGGCGAUGAACUGGCGGAAAACCCGGAGGAGGUUCGGGAGGCUCGCGAGCAGAUCGGCGACCUCAAACGAAAAGUCGAGAAGGGGAAGCUUGUCAAUUUUCGUGAUCUGAUCGAGGACCAGAAAAAUAGGGAGGCAUUUCAUCUUCGGCAUCCCGAGAAACGACCUUUCGGAUGGCGAUAUGUGCCCGAAUAUACUGAGGAAUGGGUUAAAUUGGGCCAGGAGUGGCCGACGAAUGUUCGUCGGAGGCAGGAAGAAGAAGAAAGUCCGAGGGAAGAGCAACAGAAGACGGAGCAGGAGGGGAGAAAGGACGACGAGGACAAACAAGUGAAUCAAGAGGAGCAGCAUGACGAAGGAAAAAAUGAAGAAAAAGAUACUCAGAAACCGACGCCGGAGCAGGAGACUGAAAAGCCAGUGGCCGAUAGGGACGAAAGCGAAGAGAAAUCCGAAAACGAACUUAGCCUAGAGGAGAUCUCACUCCUCCGAGCAGUCCGGCACGAGGAGGCGGUUAUAAAAAACCUAAAGCAGAAUAACGGGCAAGGAAGAUCAUCAGCGCCCGAGAACCCGUAUAUCACCAUUGACGAAGCAGAUCAGUUUACUGCGGAUAACUGGGUGCCUCGAUCUCCUGACCUCGUCCGGCUGACUGGAAAGCUGCCACUGAACGCCGAGCCGCAACUGUCAAAGCUCUUUAACGCCGGUCUCAUAACCCCAAAUGAGCUGCAUUAUGUGCGGAACCACGGCCCAGUGCCAAAAUUGGUCUGGGAAUUUCAUGAAAUCGACAUAGAAGGCGGCCGGGUGAAGCUUGGCAUGGAUGAGUUGACGAAGAACUUCAAAGCUAUCAAUAUCCCCAUCCUUCUGGCCUGUGAUAACACUCGGCGGAAAGAAUUGAACAUGAUCAAGCGUACAACAGGGUUCAACUGGGGCCCUGGGGGGGUGAGCUGUGCCUACUGGAAAGGCCCACUGCUCCGGGAUGUUCUCCUCGCUGCUGGGGUGCCCGAGCGAAUGCCUGACCAGGAUAAUCAACGGUAUUGGAUUCAUUUUGAAGGAGCCGAUGAGCCAAACGAAGCAGAAUAUGCUACAUCCAUUCCAUUCGACCAUGUCAUGGACCCUAGAAAUGAUGUGAUUCUUGCAUAUGAAAUGAAUGAUCGUCCCCUGCCACCUGACCAUGGGUAUCCAGUCCGCGUUAUGAUCCCAGGUUAUGUAGGAGGACGCUGUGUGAAAUGGCUGAGCAAGAUCUGGACUAGUAAUAAAGAAAACAACUCAUACUAUCAUCUCCACGACAACCGGAUGUUGCCUAGUUCUGUCACUGAUACAGAAAGCCAACUCGCCAAGUUGUUUUUCACUCACCCGGAUACUGCCUGCUAUGAACAGACCCUUAACUCAGUUAUUGCUAGGCCCGCUCAAGGGGAGAAGAUCUCAGUAAGUGAUGCUCGGAAAGGGAAGACGUACCGCAUUGCAGGAUUCGCCUACAGCGGCAGUGGCCAUCCGGUCCGUCGAGUUGAGAUAUCUCUAAAUAAUGGUAAGAGCUGGCUCUACUGCAUCCGCGAAUUCCCCGACCGUCCUAUACGUCACGGUAAUAAAUUCUGGGCUUGGGUACAUUGGCACGUUGAUGUCGAAAUCCUCCAGCUAGCACAAGCGGAGAGCAUCACCGUUGCAUGCGUCGAUGGGGCGCAUAAUACACAGCCGGAGCAGCCGCGGUGGAAUAUUUCAGGAACUUUGAAUAGCUGCCGCUAUGUGGUAAAGCCGGAAUUGAUUUAUGAUGACGGCGAUAAUCAAUCAGGCGCAGCAUCCCUUCUAUUCCGUCACCCUGUGGAGCCAGGCACAGGGGAAGGGGGCUGGAUGAAGCCCAGUGUUGAUGUGCAGGUACAGGCAGCCAAACAGAGCGUGGCUGCCCCGCAAAAGCAGUUUACGCGGGAGGAAAUCGAAAAGCACCACAGUGAAGAUGAUUGCUGGAUCGUCGUAGACGGCAAAGUUUAUGACGCAACGGGGGUUUUGUCCUGGCAUCCAGGCGGGAAAGCACCCAUCCUUGCACAUGCAGGCAAAGUUCACUAUGAGACCACUGAAGAGUAUGCAAGCAUACAUGAUGACUACGCUGCAGAGAAGCUCCAAGAGUGCAUUCUGGGCGUGGUGACAGAAAAGGCGAUGAAGUACAUCGAGAAGAAUGCAGAGCAAGCCAAGAAGGAAAAACAGCAAACUGCGCAGCCUAAUGAUCAGGCACUGCAGAGACAUCGGUGGAUCCCUGUCAAAUUGCUCGACCGCAAAGCCAUCAGCAGAGACACCCACGAAUAUACGUUUAAGUUGCCCGAGGGGAAACCUACUCUAGGCAUUGGUGCUUGCCAGCACAUCGAAGUAGCCUUUCACAUGAAGGACCGAAUGCUCAUACGACCAUAUACGCCAACUCAGCCGCUUCUCCCUCCCGCAUCGUCGUCUUCAAACGGCUACCAGGAAAACGGAAAGUCUCAUUUCGUUAGUCAAGUUCGAGACGGCAAGGGGGCUUUCACAUUGACCAUCAAGACUUAUUUCCCCAAUGAUGACCAACCAGGAGGUGCGAUGUCGAACGUUUUAGACUGUCUACCGUUGGGAGAAGAGGUUGACAUCCGAGGUCCGACGGGGGAUCUUGUUUAUGAAGGAUACGGCAACUUCACCAUCGCAGGAGAGAAGAAAAAAUUCAAACGGGUAUCGCUAGUGAUUGGAGGCAGUGGCAUCACCCCAGCAUAUGCCCUGAUAGCCCGUAUACUUCUCACAGACGGAGACAAGACCAAGAUUCGCGUCAUCGAUGCGAACAAGACAACAAGCGAUAUUCUCUUACGCGACCAACUGGAUAAAUUCGUAAAAGACAGUGCCAGCCAGCUGGAGAUAACUCACGUUAUCUCAAAACCAGACGAAAAUUGGCAUGGACUUUCAGGACACGUCAACGAGAGUAUCCUUCGGGAGCACAUCUUUGAACCUUCUGAUGAAAAUGUGGCCAUUCUGUGCGGUCCCCCGACGAUGAUUGGAAAGGCAGUGUUGCCUGCCCUUGAUGAUUGGGGAUAUGUGCGCGACGAGAAUGUGUUUGGCCUCUGAAAGUUUUAACUACUGGACCGCAACAAGCGGUGGAUAUUCCUGAUACCGGCUCUAGAGACAAGAGCCAAGUUAAUUAAGGAAGAACGUAUAUAUACGAUAUAAUCAAAGUCAAUCACCACAGAGGGGUA